This is a messenger RNA of Sturnus vulgaris (Common starling), 4362 nucleotides long. It is a transcript of the gene CSNK1D, whose product is annotated as casein kinase 1 delta. NCBI's taxonomy places the organism in Eukaryota, Metazoa, Chordata, Aves, Passeriformes, Sturnidae. Gene Ontology annotation, molecular function: ATP binding; protein kinase activity. Gene Ontology annotation, biological process: protein phosphorylation. The record is from RefSeq and is a predicted model, not a curated record.
CAGUAUGGCGGCUCGGGACCACAGCGGCUGAGGGGCCGUUUGUGUCGGGAAUCCGUGUCCAUCUUGCUCGGGAGCUGGGGCGACGGUCUUGCCUGUCUCGCUAGUAUCGAGCGGCGAGAACAAAGCCGCGAUGGCGCCCGAAACUGCAGGACUGUGAGGUCUCAGAACGAGAGCCAGCAGGCCGGGCAGAGCAACAGAACCAGGUUGCGGACGAACCGAGCUGCCGCCAUGGAGCUGAGGGUUGGGAACCGGUACCGGCUGGGCCGGAAGAUCGGGAGCGGCUCCUUCGGGGAUAUCUACCUGGGAACUGAUAUUGCUGCCGGAGAAGAGGUUGCAAUAAAGUUGGAAUGUGUGAAAACCAAACAUCCUCAGCUCCACAUCGAGAGUAAAAUCUACAAAAUGAUGCAGGGUGGAGUGGGUAUUCCCACAAUUAAGUGGUGUGGAGCUGAAGGGGACUACAAUGUUAUGGUGAUGGAGUUGUUGGGACCGAGUCUUGAAGAUCUCUUCAAUUUUUGUUCAAGGAAAUUUAGUCUCAAGACAGUCCUAUUACUUGCUGACCAAAUGAUUAGUCGAAUUGAAUAUAUUCACUCUAAGAACUUCAUCCACCGAGAUGUGAAGCCAGAUAAUUUCUUAAUGGGCCUGGGGAAGAAAGGCAAUCUUGUCUACAUAAUAGACUUUGGACUAGCAAAGAAGUAUCGAGAUGCUCGAACUCACCAACAUAUUCCAUAUCGUGAAAAUAAAAACCUAACAGGAACUGCCCGUUACGCGUCCAUCAACACUCAUCUUGGGAUUGAGCAAUCUCGCAGAGAUGACUUGGAGUCCUUGGGCUAUGUACUGAUGUAUUUUAACCUGGGCUCCCUCCCCUGGCAGGGACUGAAAGCAGCAACAAAGAGGCAGAAAUACGAACGUAUCAGUGAAAAGAAAAUGUCUACACCCAUUGAGGUUUUGUGUAAAGGAUAUCCUUCUGAAUUUGCCACAUACUUGAAUUUCUGCCGUUCUUUGCGCUUCGAUGACAAGCCGGAUUAUUCCUAUCUAAGGCAAUUAUUCAGAAACCUCUUUCAUCGGCAAGGAUUCUCCUAUGACUAUGUAUUUGACUGGAACAUGCUGAAAUUUGGUGCAAGUAGAGCAGCUGAAGAUGCUGAACGGGAAAGGCGAGAACGAGAGGAAAGAUUAAGACAUACACGAAAUUCAGCUGUACGUGGAUUACCUUCCACUGCUUCUGGCAGGCUUAGAGGAACACAAGAUGUAGCUCCUCCUACACCUCUUACCCCAACUUCACAUGCUGCCACCACCUCUCCUCGGCAAGUAUCUGGUAUGGAACGAGAAAGGAAAGUGAGUAUGAGGUUGCAUCGUGGUGCCCCAGUCAAUAUCUCCUCAUCUGAUUUAACAGGCCGACAAGAUACAUCUCGCAUGUCAACUUCGCAGAAUAGCAUUCCUUUCGAACACCAUGGCAAGUAGCUGCUCGUCUCCUUUCGUUGGAAGGCAGCACUGGAUUCCUGCUCGGGUUACUACCAGUGUUCUCCAGUCUGCUGUGCACCGAUGAAAAUUAUUUUGCCAUGGAGGGCAGAUAAUGCAUGGCUGAUCUCCCACGUUACCAAUGGCUUUACUAGCAAAUACACCCUAAACUAGAGUGGAAAUUGGAGUUCUCCAUGUGACCUAAAAGGCGCUUGGAGGAACAUGCAGAGACUUCAGCAGCUGCCAUUACAGGACGCUUUUGCCAGAAACCCAAUGACCUUAAGAGAACCCUGUGGUAACAGGGCUGGAAAAGAAAGAUGGUUUACAGAGUUCACCGCCUGUUACUGGAUGGCCAUUUCAGUUUUCCCUCCACAGGCGGCAGACUUUACUCUCUUUUUAUUAUUCUAUUAUAACUAUAAAUCUUUUACUUGGUUUAAGAAAGUUUUUUGUAUAAUUUUGCUAAAAUUAUUGGCUUACUUCUCUGUAAAGAACUCUUGCUUUUGUCUGAUUUAAAAAUGUAGAAUAUAAACAAACCUGAACUAAAGACAGUGACUUGAAAUUUCUUGUUUAAAAGGUUAGUCUGCCAGGGAACAUGUAAAUGAAUCAAAACCAUCUGAUGUUAUUUAAAUUGUUUACUUUCAUGUAUCGUCCCAUUCUGAGUUGGUUUUCUCAUGAAGUUUUAAAACUGUUUAUUUGACUGCUCACUGUCUUCAUUCACACUGGACAUUUAACUUUCUGUGUAGCACAAAGAAAUUUUUAACACUCAUUGUGUUUCAUAGAAGAGGAUAACUAAAUACCGUGCAGGAGAGUCUUAAGUAUAGUAGAGAUCGUAAUGAUGAAUUUCUUUUUUGUAAAGAGCAUGAACGACAAAGUGAAAGACUGACAUUUGAGGGAUUUAGAAUUAGAAAGCUUGUUCAGUCUCUCUGCUUAGUUUGGGUGAAUGGAUACUUUCAAACAUUGUUUUUACUGGGAAGAUUUUGUUUCCUCUUCUCUGAGGCUGGUUAGCUUGGAGGCUAUUACAAGUGCAAAACAGACAUAGCUGCUGAGUCUUCUGUGAAUUUGCUUGUUUCAUUCAGUAUCCACAUGUUUAUAAAUAAAUACAUUGAUUUAGACCUUCUGUUACAUACCAAGACUCAAAAAGGAAUUCUUAAACAAAACACCCCGCAAAAAAUAAUAACCUAUUCUUGCAGUAAAAUCCUGAGAAUUUUUACAAUUCAGAUGCGUAUCUAUUUAAGUCUUAAAUAUAUUCAACCUGCAUAUGCCCAGAGUUAUUAUCUAGGCGUGAAUGACUUAACAUGCUCAGGUUGUUGCAGGUGUUGUUGGCUCCUGUUGGUUAUGAAAUCUGGGAAAUUGUUCAUAUUGUCUGUUACUAUACACAGUCUCAUAAAAGUACGUGUUCUGUCCUUACAGUACUUGGAACAGUACCAGAACUAUUAUGACUGAAAUUGCUGGAAAUGAAAGUAUGUACAGAGAUUUUGUUUGAACAGUUAGGUAUUUUGAGAAAUUCAUCCCUGCCUGGAGACAAGUUUAAAAGGUGUAUUGGUCUUCAGAUUUUUAUGGAGAGCAGUUUUUUUAUUUUUUGGGUGUUUACAAAUUAUUUUUUGCCCCUCUCAAAAGUCCAUGUACUAAAUAUUAUCAUUCUUCUUUGACUGCUUCCAUAACAUUAGCUAUUUGCUUGUGUGUAUUCUGGGUCAGACUGGGGAAAUAUGUGUUUGGGGAGAGUAUAGUGGAAAAGCUUGAGAAUUUGAUUGAUCGAUAAGUUUGCAUAAGAGAAUUAUUUCCUCAGUUACUAUAAACUGGUAUUUUAGGCAUGUGCACUACCAUUUGAGCAGUUUUACACUUCACUGUGCUUUCCUUGUAAAUAUAUGUGGUUAAUAGUGUAAUGUUUGAGAGACUUACAAAAGCAGCCUUUUUAUUUCUUAUGUAUCUGGACCAUUAGAUUGCUGUACUAUACUUAAGAGUUGACUGCAGACUUCAAGAAUUGUACUCACUUGUGGGCAGUUUUUGUCCUCAUAAUAGUUAAAUUCCAUCAUGCAGAAAAUAGUUAGACUGUCUAUAUAAACCUGUGUAUAAACCAGUAUCUCAAAUCACUUCAUUUGUACUACCACUGUAUUUGUGUACUUAAACAGUUGUGUAAAUACAUUCAUAAUAACUUCUGUUCUUCUUUGGUGUAACUUACUGACUUGCGAUGAGUCCUUACCCUUUACCUGAUGCAACCUUUUUUUUUUUUUUUUUUUUUUUUGCUUCUUUUUUUUCUUUUUCCUUUUUUCUUUCUUUUUUCAAGGGGUUUCUGUACCUACAGAAACAGUCGGUUUGUCAGUUGCAAACAUUUGAAGAUACUGUCUUGUUACCAAAACUUUCAGUGAAAGAGUUUGGUAGUCAUGAUCCUGGGGUAUACAGGAAGAAAGAGAAAGCAUUAAUUGCUUUGCUCACAGAAAGCAUGUAUUUUUGUCAGUUUAAAGGUAAAUGUUUUUGUUUGGAUGCUUCUUUUUUUUUUCCAGAAGUUUUUCAUUUUGUAUAAAUGCUUUUGCUUAUCAAGUAAUGCAUGGUGUUGAUAAGGAAGUAUAGUAAUGGAAUUGAGAUUGGAUCAAUUAUGGAAAUUAAGAUAAAAGCAAGAAUAAUAGCGAGCUGUACUUAAGGUGGUACCCUGUAUAAUUAAAUUCUGGAUUUUGCUAUGUGAUUCUCAUAUAAUUAUGUCUAUUAUAAUCUGAGAUGCAUCUUCAGGACCCUCCUGUAUUUUCUUAUUAGCAGGCCUUUAAAAGUCGGAAGGAUAUUUUAAUUUCUUCUCAUGGUUUUAAGUUAGAACUGUGUAUAUGCUUUUAUAUGGAAAAUACCACCUGUGCUGCUCCUUUACAUAAUCUUGAAUGCUUACAGAGUCCUUGAGUUUUUUAUGGUACAAGUACUUAA